Molecule: messenger RNA, 1435 nt
Organism: Nerophis lumbriciformis (worm pipefish)
Lineage: Eukaryota; Metazoa; Chordata; Actinopteri; Syngnathiformes; Syngnathidae
Biological process (GO): ubiquitin-dependent protein catabolic process
Cellular component (GO): nucleus
Molecular function (GO): ubiquitin protein ligase activity
Source: RefSeq, a predicted model, not a curated record
UGCCACACUUCCUGUCAGGACUGAGCCACCGACGAUAUGCGUUUCGGUUAUUUUUCAAGACGUUUUCUUCCAUAACACAACACGGAAAUACAUUGCUGUACUUUUGUCAGGAAUGCAGGGUCGACACAAUGGAACCUUCUAUCGCGUCCGAACCCAGCAGUCCUGAAGAGCUCAACAAAGCUCGUUUUUUUGAUCUCACCGUCGACCAGUGUGACUUGUCCAUUCUCGUACCGGAGACCCCAAGCUCGCAGCUCCCCAAGCGCAGGAGGAGACAUACACGACAUGAAGAGGAAGCAUUUAGCCCGGUAACGACGCGGAGCUCAGUGGACCGAGCAGAACGUUCCGACGGGCCGUCCAAGCGCAGGAAGCUUUCUAAGGCGAAGUCGGGGCUGAACUUUGGCUUUAUGCCCGCCUCCUCUUUGGGUCUAUUUCCUGCGGGCAGCUGGUUUGACGCUUCGUCCAGUUCCUCGUCUUCGUCCUCGUCGCCCUCUUCAUUCCUCACGUUAGAACAGGAUGAAGAGGCGUUAGAACAGGAUGAAGAGGCGGGGCUGAUGGUGGCAACGGCGACAAUGCGGCCUUCGAGUGGUCGCAACUCCUUGUCCUUCCUGACGGCAGAGGAGAGGAGGUGGCUGAGCGGCGAGCAGGCCGACGCCAGAACAACGGAGGCGUUGCCGGAAGUGGUCAUCAGUGAUGAUGAGGACAUGCCGAUCCGCAUGGCGCAGAUGGAAGAAGAUGAAGUGUUUGCCCGAAGCCUGCAGGCACAGUUUGACCAAGAGGAGGCGGAGUCACAUCAUCACUACCAUCAGAUGCAUCACAUGCACGCCGACGCCACCUGGACGCCACAUCUGCUGGCGGCAGCCAUGUCCCCGCUAGCCCACUUGGGACAAGGUGGUGUCCGUCGCCAGCCCAGGCGGGGGCGGGGCCAAAGGAGGGACACGCCACCUCUGUCAGACGACCCCGCGGCAAAUGACUACGAGGCCCUGCUGGAAUUUGAAGAGCGCCAAGGUGCCGUCGUGUCCAAGAAGAUGACCCGCUCUGAGAUCCAGAGGUUCCCUGUCAAGUCCUUCCAGAGCGGAGGCGGGAACACACAGUGCCAGAUCUGCUUCUGCGACUACGACCAGGGCGACAAGCUGAGGAUGCUGCCUUGUUUCCACGACUACCACGUUCCGUGUAUCGACCGAUGGCUCAAGGACAACACCACCUGCCCCAUUUGCAGAGUCAACCUGGCUGACGACGACAUCGUGCACCAGUAAUACCUGACCACCUUUUGUUGUUAGUUAGUGACUUGUCUCUCUUGUUUUAAUAAAAUAAGAAUUAAACUAAUCAACUAUUUCCAUCAGCUUCUUGGUAAGCUGGCAUCAUUUCACUAAACCUGAUGAGCAGCCCACGUGGUUGUCUCACGGCUGAUGAUCACAUGACAAACAUAAUGGAACUG